Batrachochytrium dendrobatidis JAM81 is the source of this 1011-nucleotide messenger RNA. RefSeq lists its product as uncharacterized. Lineage: Eukaryota; Fungi; Chytridiomycota; Chytridiomycetes; Rhizophydiales. The transcript has 6 exons. The record is from RefSeq and is a predicted model, not a curated record. Gene Ontology annotation, molecular function: ethanolamine-phosphate cytidylyltransferase activity. Gene Ontology annotation, biological process: phosphatidylethanolamine biosynthetic process. The coding region runs from base 1 to 1011 and encodes 336 amino acids. Gene Ontology annotation, cellular component: cytoplasm.
AUGUCAAAAAAACCUGUUCGUAUAUGGGUAGAUGGUUGCUUUGAUGGCAUGCACUAUGGCCAUGCCAAUGCUCUUCGACAGGCAAAAAUGAUGGGUGAUCAUCUAAUCGUUGGUGUUCAUUCGGAUGAGGAGAUUGAGCGCAACAAAGGUCCAACUGUCAUCAAGGAGAAUGAACGAUAUGCUGCUGUUGCAGCAUGCAAGUGGGUCGAUGAAGUGGUGCCAAAUGCUCCUUACUUGACCAUGGUCGAGUUUCUAGACAAAUACAAUUGCGACUUUUGUGUUCAUGGAGAUGAUGUAACCACCAUGGCAGAUGGAUCUGAUUGCUAUCAUGCCGUGAAAUCUGCUGGAAGAUACCAGGAAUGCAAGCGUACAGAAGGCAUUUCAACCACAGAUCUGGUUGAGCGAAUGCUUUAUUUGAAAAAUCAUCCAUUGACUGCCGAUUCUAAUCUAAACUACAUGAGACCUCAGGCGUUUGUCGUUCACGAUACAGAUGAUAAGCUGCGUAUUUUUUCUGAAAACAAUCGUAAACGAAGGCCAGAUGAUCGAGUGGUAUAUGUAGCAGGAUCAUUUGAUAUGUUUCAUACUGGGCAUAUUGAGUAUUUAAAAAACGCCUGCAAGGAAGGUACAUAUGUUGUGGCUGGAAUAUAUAGCGACAAAGCUGUUAGCUGCACCAAACGUGCAGAGUAUCCCAUCAUGAAUCUUCAUGAGCGUGCUCUGAGUGUUUUAGCAUGUCGUUAUGUCGAUGAUAUCAUCAUGGAUGCUCCGGUUGUUCCAUCUCUGGAGUUUCUAAACGAACAUCACAUUGAUGUUGUUUGUCAUCUUGCAGCGACAUCGAGUGAGGUUCAGGAUGAAGAUAUAUACAAGGUAGACCAUGAAGCUGGAAAAUUCAAGGAGAUUGACAAUCCUUUUCCAGAUGCAUCCACAGACAACAUUGUUCGCCGUAUUCUUUCCAAUCAUCUUCAGUACGUAUCCAUUGCAUUACGUAGAUUUGCACAAUAUCGAGAUACUUGA